AUGAUAGCGAUAGAGGAAGAGGGUGUAGCAGAGCCUCAUUGUAUUAUGCAGCCAACAUCAACAAAGUCUACAGCAGUGGAGGAAACACUUGCAGGUUACACCAAGUCGAGUUCAGGGAAGCACUUUAACCAAAGCUUGAGAGCAAGUCAGAGAACAACACUUGUGGAGAUCUUAGUGAAAAUGUUAAAGUGCAACGUAGAGGACAUGUACCGGAGUCAAGCUGGAAAAUGCUGCAAUCGUUGCCCACCAGGGAGCUUUGUGGCAGCCGACUGCGAUCACAACAACAAGACUUGGUGUGAAGUCUGCAGACAGGGGCUCUACACAGCCACCAAAAAUCACCUCCGUCAGUGCCGUGUGUGCAGGUCGUGUAGUGCCAGUAACAACCAGAUUACGCAGAAAGAAUGCGCUCCCAACAAGGACACCGUGUGCAAGUGUGCAUCAGGCUACUUCUGCAGUGGUGAUACCUGCGACCACUGCAUGCUGGGUACCUCCUGUCCUUUAGGUUCAGGGGUUAAGGUUGAACGUAAGACUCUUUUAAACAUGUCGAGCGGGGCAAACGAUACGAUCUGCACUCCGUGUGUAAAUGGAACGUACAGCAACGUUUCUGACUCCUACUCGGCUUGCCAAACACACACCAGAUGUGAGGACUUGGGUCGAGUGUUAAGAACUGCAGGAACCUCCACCAGUGAUGCCAUCUGUGGGGAGUUCAAAUCUGGGUGCCCAUGGAUUUUACCUGCUGGCUUAUGGCUGGGCUUCGUGCUGACCUUACUCAUUGUUUUACUACUGAUGUGCUGGAUGACCAAACGCAAAUCACACAAAAUGAGCAGAUCAAAUGCUGCCAUUCAUGAUGUGAGGAACACACCUGAGGGCCUGCCGGAACCUCCUCCACCGACUCCCAAAAUUUUUGAUCAGGAUCAAAAGAGCGACUUCACACAGGCCUGCCAAUUUACGCUGCUCAACAUGGACAAAUGCGCUGAGAUCUGCAGCAGAGAUCACAACGAGGAUCUACCUCUGGCUCUCAAGACAAACUCCUGGGACCACCACAAUGGGACGGAAGCGUACCACAGGAGCCAUUCUGAGCCGCAGGAGGACGAGUGGUGUGGAACAUGA
This is a messenger RNA of Nerophis lumbriciformis (worm pipefish), 1110 nucleotides long. The record is from RefSeq and is a predicted model, not a curated record. NCBI's taxonomy places the organism in Eukaryota, Metazoa, Chordata, Actinopteri, Syngnathiformes, Syngnathidae.